AUGGGACAAGAACACGACUCCAAGGAGCACCUCGUGCCUGUUCUCAAGAAACUCCCACAAUGCAACUGGGCUAAAUGUUUCUGUUGUCAGUUGAGGAAGCUGAUGGUGGAGAAGCUGCGGUGCGACCGCAUAAACCCCAGCAUCGACCAGCUCAAGUCCCUGCUGGGACCCGAGUUUCUCAGGCGACAGCCCAUCUCCAAGCAGGAGAAGGCCGCCACCUUGGAGAUGGCGGUGUCCUACCUGAGAGGCCGCCAGCGGCAGCACACCGCCAUGACCUCUGACCUGACGACAGCCACUGACGGUUACGCCCGCUGCAUACAGGAGGCCAUUGGCUUCCUGUCCCGGUGCCAGAUCCAGGCUCAGGCCCACAGUCAGUUGAUCAGCCAUUUCCAGGGCCUCCUGGCGUCCGGCAGGACCAACCAGAGUCGCGGCACUGUCUACAUUCCCGGAUUCCCAUCCCACCCAGUCGCCUCCGGCAAGGCCGCAAGCGGCACCAGCUGUGGCGUUUGGCGGCCGUGGUAGGACAAGACCACGUGUGUGAAGGUCACAGGGAUCU
Messenger RNA from Thalassophryne amazonica, 556 nucleotides. Its product is annotated as transcription factor HES-5-like. Gene Ontology annotation, biological process: anterior/posterior pattern specification; regulation of transcription by RNA polymerase II; regulation of neurogenesis. The transcript has 2 exons. The record is from RefSeq and is a predicted model, not a curated record. Gene Ontology annotation, cellular component: nucleus. Lineage: Eukaryota; Metazoa; Chordata; Actinopteri; Batrachoidiformes; Batrachoididae. Bases 1 to 522 code for a protein of 173 amino acids. Gene Ontology annotation, molecular function: protein dimerization activity; DNA-binding transcription factor activity, RNA polymerase II-specific; RNA polymerase II cis-regulatory region sequence-specific DNA binding.